Messenger RNA from Penaeus chinensis, 5813 nucleotides. Its product is annotated as WAS/WASL-interacting protein family member 1-like. Lineage: Eukaryota; Metazoa; Arthropoda; Malacostraca; Decapoda; Penaeidae. Gene Ontology annotation, molecular function: actin binding. The record is from RefSeq and is a predicted model, not a curated record. The coding region runs from base 1 to 1743 and encodes 580 amino acids. The transcript has 12 exons.
AUGGAAGAAGUGAGUCAGAUAAGCAAGCACUGUUUGUUCACCUUGGAUGGGAGCUUUGCUUGGGAAUCCACUCCCGCUUGUGGAUGCAUUGAGCUCAACGUCUCGUUUGGCAUCCUUUUCGGACGGGCAGGGUCGCGGUGGUGCGUGGUGAUGCCGCCGCCGCCGCCGCCCGCGCCGCGGAUGCCGGGCCCCCCCGCCCCCCCGCGCCUUCCUGCCGCACGAGGAGGCGGCGGCGGAGGGGAUGUUCGCGGUGCUCUGCUGGCGGACAUCAGGGGCGGCGCCACGCUCAAGAAGACGGUCACCAAUGACCGCUCCGCGCCGAUCGUCGGUACCAGCAAGCCAUCAUCCAAUGGCGGGUCUUACUCCAGCAAUGGAGGAGGCGGAGGGAGCUUGGGCAGCGGAGGUGGGAUGAUGAACGGAGGCGCCCCGCAGCUGGGCGGGCUCUUCACGGGGGGAAUGCCAAAGCUGAAGCCAACUGGGAGGGGCAUAGGCGCCCACAGUUCGGCUGGAGGCAGAAGUGCUCCCUUAUUACCUCCAGGGAGAAAACCAGCUCCCAGCAUUCCUGAUCAUGACAUGUCUGGUGACUCAGAGCAGGCGACUGACAACAGUAGUAUACCACCUAGUCCUAAGCCCAGUAGUAAGAGUAGUCCAGCCCCACCUCCUCCCCCUGCAUCGAGAAAACCUAACUUUUCUAAUGAUCGGCAAGCAAGGGGACCCCUGCCGGAUCCCCCCAACCCUGCCAAUAAGCCUUCAUCCCUAAAGCCUUCACCGCAGGAUGUGAUACCAACAUCAGCCCCUUCCAAAGCUGGUCAUCCAACCCUUCCAAGUAAACCAAAUUUAGUGAUUAAACCAAGUGUUGGAAACAAGCCAGCGCCUCCUAAACCCCCUAGCUCAGUAAAACCUUUACUACCACCUAAGUUACCUGUAGCACAGCCUAAUGGGAACACUCCAGUGAGUAGACCUGCAUCAAGAACAAGUAGCAUGAAGGAAUACAGAAGUACAAGUGAAAUGGAUUUCUCAGACCAUAAUGAGUAUUCAAAGGAAGACAUGUUAUCGUCAAGUAUGGCACGCACCCUGCCAGCUCAUCACCACAAGCAAGCUCCUGGUGGACCACCCUUUGGCCACGGCUCGAAUCGCUCUGUGACCGUUGGCAGAAUGUCUGGCUCAAACAUUGUCAGAUCCAUGACGCGUGCACCAGCAGAGCGACCGCCACCCCCACCCAGUAGACCAAGCGUACCCGCGCCUCCACCUCCAAACCAGCCGCCUCCACCGCCACCUCACCGGCAAGGACCUCCUCCCCCACCCACUGCAAAGCCUGAGCCUCCAAGCAUAGCCCCCCCUCCACCACCUCCAAAUAGAUUUCAGUCAGCGCGCCCUUCAGGUGGCGAUUUUGAAAGCAAAUUCCAGUUUCAUGGGGCGCAUACAUUCCCCUUGCCCCUCGUGUACCAGAACUGCACCAAGACGUACCCCAGCAGGAAUGAUAUUCCUUUCUAUCUUCAUAGUUCAUAUUUACAACUCCAAAGUGGUACAUCUGAAGCCAAACCUGCCAGUCAGCGCCGUGCCCCACCUCCUCCUCCAGGACCUCACCCUUCAUCAGCUUCCAUAAGCAAUACAUCUUCACAGUCCUCAUUGCAUCGUUUCCCAACCAAUACACACACUUCUCCUCCUCCUCCACCACCUCAUGCUCCUCUUCAUCUACAAGUUGGUGCGAAAAUGUAUGGAACAGAGGCUUCACACUGCUAGGAUAUGCUUGUCUUGUCAACAAUAUGGGCCAGUGUACUGCAAAGCCAUUCUGUCUGUGAAUUGUUGAAUGUCAUUCUUAUGUUUUAUGUUUAUUUUGUCUGUCUAUUUUGUCUGGUGUCUUCUGACCUAUUCAAAAUACAAUUGAUACAAUUGAGAAAAAUUAUGAUUAUUUAUGAUUAUUUGAUGAAAUUAUAAAAUGUGACAGAUGGGAGGUUUGCUUCUCUGGGAUAUGUGAAUUAAUAAGCCAAAGCUAAUAGUAGUCCAAAAUGGAUAAUAAGAACAUUAUAUGGUGAAGGGUUGAUUUUGUGCUGUACUGACAGUGGUAUUCCAUGUGAAGUUUCUGACAAGAAAGCCUGAUUCUCUGUUGUUGCAUUGAUUUUUUAGGCCAAAUUUUCAUGAGAUAAAUGACUUGGAUCACACUGGCACUGUAUGUGUAACAAGAAAACCGCAAAAAGUGCCUUCUGUACAUUUUGUCUUCAGAAUUUUUCCACUUAAACAGCGUUUAGGACCCACUUGUUGAUAUUGACCACAUGUGAUUAAUGUGAUAAAAACACAACUGUUAGAUGGAAGUUAAGGGGGUUGCCAAUAUUCAGGUAGCAGGUGCAGAUAUUUGAAUAUAAACUGACCCCACUGCUAAGAGUGUGCAAUAUUUUCCGAGAGCAGAAUACCUUUAGCUGGAUAAUCAUCAGGGAAAGUAUCCAGAAAAGGGACUUCCUAAACCUUUUACCGAGUGCCAAGCUUCAGGUUACUCCUGUUUAUUAUUGUAAAUAUUGUUGAUGUUCAUACAAAAUAUCUGCUCAUAUUUGGUAAGUCUUUGGAAUGUUAUGCCAGAAAAAAAAAAGAAAAAAAAAAGAAAAAAAAAAGGUAGAUGAGUACAAGGUUAUCAAAAAGAAGAAAAAGUUUAUUGAUAGGGUCUGGCUUUCACUAAUUUGUUUUUUGUAUUUCUUAUAAUUAUUAUUGGCAUUUAUUAUUAUUAUUAUUAUUAUCAUCAUCAUUAUCAUUAUUAUUUGUUUAGUUUUUUCCUUUAUUUUAGUGCUGUUAUUAUCAUCAUUAUCAUUAUCACUUGUCAUUCAGCAUCUUUCAAUACUGCAGUCAUUGUCAUCAUUACCCAUAUUAGUGGUAUAUAUUGGUGUCAUUAUCAUCUUCAAAAUUUAGAUCCUUGUAAAUUUGAAUUUGUGCUUUUUUUAGCAUUUCAUAUCAAGGCAAGUAAUCAAAUUACCAUGUUAAUCUAAUGAGAGGAAAUAAAAAAUGUCAUUGUGCCAUGAAGUGUGAUUUGGAGAUAACGUAGUAUUUAUGAAUAUUUUAAAUUUAUAUUAAUGAUAUAUUCAAUGGUAACUUUACUAAUUAUGAGUAACUGGUUUAGAUAUAAUAAUCUUCUCAUGAUUAUUACUAAACACUCCUUUUUUGGUUUAGAAACUGAUUUUCUUUUAGCUAUCAUCUUAUAGAUAUUUGAAAAAUCUUCACACAUUCCUUUUUAUGAUGCCAGACGUUUAAGAUAUUUUAUUUUUAUUUUCAAAAGCUUGUGUUUUGUUUUUUUCAUUUUAAUUUUUUUUCUCACCAGUUUUAUUUUUUAUGCUUCUUAUUCAAUAAUUUUUGAGAUGAGCUCUGUGAUGUUCAGAACAUAUCAUAUCUUUUGGUAAUGCUGUGCUCACCAAUGAUCGUAAACUGGAGGUUUUAUGAUUCGGCAAAAUCAGCAUAGAGUGCUUGGCUGGUUGCAUGCUCUGUACACACCGUCCAUAACCAUUUUCUGCAAGGUGUUCCAGGCGCACCAGUGCCUUUCUUGCGUAGUAGGAGGACAACUACAUCUGUAUGUGGAAUGUCGCUUCGUGCUGCCUCAAGUUGGCCUGGAACUUCUUCACAAGCCACUCCCCCAUUGCAUGCACCAGUCUGCCUGCAGCGUUCCUCGGGGCUGCAUUCCCUGGUCUACCAAGUGAUCCCUAUGAGCAACAUUUAUGAUCCACAUUAGUGAUACUUCUCUUAUGUUCCCGACAGAUAUAUAAGUAUAGGAAGAUGUUAAAAAAAAAAAAAUUGCCAUUUUAGAUAUAAGUUGAAUUUUGUUUGUACACUUCACUUAUUAUUAUUCUUGUUUGGAAUUGUAACCAUUAAUCCUCUUGUAUUUAUUAUAUAUCGACUCGUUUGUAACUGGAAGAUCUUGAGUUCCGCAGCUUUAUUUAGCCGACUCAUGUAUUUUUACACUCUAGUCGCACUCCUGGUGAUCGCUGCUGAGAGAUGAGCACUUUCCUAAAUGUCUGGCCAGUUAAAAUGUUAUGAAGUUAUAAUGAGGAAGAAAUUUGUCUUUUUUUCUGAGUUGUAAUUCUCAUAAGAAGUCUUUUAUAUGCAAAGUGGGACAUCAUUUGCAACCAUGGAUUUUGUUCAUUCAUUUAACCAAGAAUAUGUAGUGCAUUAUACUGUAUGACAGUAUUAUAGGGGUUGUAUAAGAAAUUAGCAGUCUAUCUGUAGGGGCUGUUUAAUUAAUUCAACAUUUUCACAAAUGUACACAAUAUAAACUGUUUAAUGAAACCAUAUUUUAUUUUGAAUUAUUAAAUUUAAGGCCAAUUUGGUGGGUGUUCAUUUUUUGGAGGUGUGUGUGUGCGUGUGCGCGUGUGUGUGUUUGCGUGUGUGGAUACAACUCUUUCCUCUUCUUCAUAUUUGUUGCUUUAAUUUUUUUUUUUUUUCUUACUACCUAUGGAAAUGUUAAUAUUUCAUUUUUUAUUGUCCCUUUGGCACACACAAAGUUUAAACUGAGGAUGAACACAGUAUGAUUUAUGCAUAUAAUGUAAAAAUGUCUUUGGUUGAUUAGUCACCUAAUUUGUGUAUAUAUAUAUUUACCUGUAGAUUAGUAUUUUAUUGAGUUUAAAAGCUGUUUACUUUAUACCCAGAACUUGGAAUUUAAUUAAAAUUAAGUAUCAUCAUAUAUGAAGUUUGAUACUAAACACCAUGGGUUAACUUGGGAGUGUACUGUUUUUGUAUUGUGUUGUAUAAGGAUUGAUUACACAAUUUGAUUUACUUUGAACCAUUAUGAACCUUAGGAAAUGACAACUCUUCCAGCAUACCAUUGCAGAAUAUAUGGUUAAAAAGAAAAAGUGAAAUGGGGGUGCCAAAGUAUUUUUGAUACUUUCCAGCUAAUUCUAAAUUUCGGUGUGUUGUGGAAUACACACAUCACCGCCAUGUCAGUAACUGCUCACCAAUACUUGACACUCAUGCACCAUGUCUGUUCUGGAUGCAUGACUUUUCAGGGGAUUUUAUUGAAAAAUAGUUUGUGAUUAUUGAUAAAAAGUUUGUGAUUUUGGGGAAGUUUUAAAUACUUGUUUUUUUAAGUUUGCACUUUCAGAUUUUAUGAUUAUGGGCUACAUCAUUUUUACAGUUUUUGAGCAUGACAGCAACCAAAGACAUUAGAUGACAAUAUUGAAUUUAAUUAGAAAUGAGAAUAGUGUCAUAGAUAAGCUUUUUGUGAGCAGUUAUACUCAUUUGAAGGUCAGAAGAAAAUCCUUAAACAUGCAAAAAAGAUGGACAUGAGACUAGGAUAAUAUCAUUGACAAGAAAGAGAAGAAAUGCUCACCUGUUUCAAGGGAAAGUUGGGUACAUACCAGUAUAGGCAGAAACAGAAGAAACAGGGUCAUGUUCCUUUCUGACCUCUGACCCCAAUUUCUGUAUUUCCAUCUCUACUUGCAGUCACACACAGGUAUUUUCACACACUGUAGAUAUUUACUUUUUUCUGUAAAGAUUAUUGUUCCCGUAUCUUGAUUAUCUAGUCUUACCUUUUACACGAUAUUGUAUGAAGAAAAUUGAAUCUUCUGAUAAGUAUCUUUUUUUUUUUGUCUUUUUUUCUUUCUUUUUUUUCUUUUUUUGCUAUAAGGCUUUACAGUAAAAGUUGUUUAUUUAAAAAUCAGGUUAAUUUAUCAUACAUUCAUCCUAUAGUAUUUGUAAUACAAUUUCAAUAACUUCUAUUUUGCCAGAUCAAAAAUGUAAAUAAUUGUGUAUAUAUUGCCUCUGGGUGUAGGUAAGAGCAUCCAUAUAUUAAAAAGUGUUAUUAUUGUGCUAUAUUCAUAAAUACAAUACUAAAUAAUCCA